Ilyonectria robusta is the source of this 1845-nucleotide messenger RNA. RefSeq names its product major facilitator superfamily domain-containing protein. Gene Ontology annotation, molecular function: siderophore-iron transmembrane transporter activity. NCBI's taxonomy places the organism in Eukaryota, Fungi, Ascomycota, Sordariomycetes, Hypocreales, Nectriaceae. Gene Ontology annotation, cellular component: endosome; vacuolar membrane. Gene Ontology annotation, biological process: intracellular iron ion homeostasis; transmembrane transport. The record is from RefSeq and is a predicted model, not a curated record. The transcript has a single exon. The coding region runs from base 1 to 1845 and encodes 614 amino acids.
AUGGACCGCACCGACGAGCGAGCGCCCCUUUUGGGAGCCAGCGACAACGCGUCUGGCGCUGUGGCUGCCCUACGACGGGUGUCCGACCGCCAGGUGCUGCUCGCCUCCAGCAGCAGCUCGACCCGCAGCAUCUCGACCAGCUACGACGACUCGACGCAGAAACCAUCGCUUCGCUCCUCGGGCGUCGAGCGCAUGGCCGCCGUGUCCGCCAGCUUCUCGACCGCCGACCGCGUGUGGCUGUUCGUCGCCAUCUUCCUCGUCGGCUACGCCUACGGCCUCGAGAGCCAGGUGCGCUCCGCCUACCAGCCCUACGCAACCUCCAGCUUCUCGCUGCACUCGUACCUCUCGACCAUCAACGUCUUCCGCAGCGUCGUCGCCGUCGCCGUCCAGCCCACUGCCGCCAAGGUCGCCGACGUGCUGGGCCGCUUCGAGGUCAUCGCCGCGUCCACGCUGCUGUACACGGCCGGCAUCGCCAUCGAGGCGAGUGCCCAGUCGGUUGAGGCAUUUUGCACCGGGAGCAUCAUCUACCAGGCCGGCUACACGUGCAUUGUGCUGCUGAUGGAGGUCCUGAUUGCCGACUUUUCGUCCAUGCGAGCCCGUGUCUUCUUCAGCUACAUCCCCGCCAUUCCCUUCCUCGUCAACACCUGGAUUAGCGGCAUCAUUACGUCGGCCGUCCUGGAGGCGACCACUUGGCGAUGGGGUCUGGGCAUGUGGGCCAUCAUCUACCCGAUUGCUUCGCUGCCGCUGCUCACCUUCCUGUACACCGUUGAACGCCGUGCGAAGAAGAUCGAGGCCUUUCGACCCGAGUCGCGCCACCAUUCGCCCAAGAAAUGGUUCAACUCUGACCUCUUGGAGCAGCUGGACAUGGUCGGCCUCGUCACCCUCAUCGCAGCAUUCUCCCUCGUCCUCGCACCGCUAACAGCAGCCGGUGGCAAGGUCAGCCAUUGGGGCAACUGGCAGGUCAUUGUUCCCCUGACCUUGGGCCUCUUCCUCGUCCCUCUCUUCGUCCUCUGGGAGAAGCGCGGCGCCAAGAACCCUCUCGUCCCUUUCCAUCUUCUGCGCGAUCGAGGUGUCUGGUCUGCAUUGGCCGUCCGCAGCAUGCUCAACUUUGCGUGGUACACCCAGGGCAACUACCUCUUUACUGUCCUCGUCGUCGCAUUUGACUUUUCCGUCGAGAGUGCUACCCGCAUUCUCUCCUUCUUUUCUUUCUUCGGCGUCCUCAGCGGCAUGGCAGCUGGUCUGGUCAUCUUCAAGAUUCGCCGCCUCAAGUUCAUCAUCGUCGGAGGCACUUGUCUCUUCAUGCUGGCCUUUGGCCUUUUGAUUUUGCACCCCGGUGGUGCUUCCGAGGCCUCCAGAACUGGCAUCAUCGGCGCACAGGUCCUGUUGGGCGUGGCCGGCGGCUUGUUUGCGUAUCCCACCCAGGCGUCUAUCCAAGCCUCCGCCUCGCGCGAACACAUGGCCAUUCUGACUGGUUUGUACUUGUCAUUUUACAACGUCGGUAGCGCCUUCGGAACGUGCUUGUCCGGUGCAAUCUGGACCCAGACACUCUACGGCACUCUACAAGCCAACCUCGCAUUCCAACCCAACGCCACGCUGGCUCAGGCCAUCUACGACUCCCCCUUUUCCGUGGUACCCAACUAUCCCGUCGGAGGAGAAAUCCGAGACGCCAUCAUCGCCAGCUAUUCACAUGUGCAGAAGCUGCUCUGCAUUGCUGGCAUGUGCCUUUGCAUUCCCAUGAUUGGAUUCGCCCUGGCACUGCGAAAUCCACGGUUGUCCGAGGAGCAAGUCCAACCGGAAGCCGAGACGGACGUCAACCCUGAAUCGUGGUCGCGAGACCUGAACUAG